Messenger RNA from Fonsecaea erecta, 2877 nucleotides. RefSeq lists its product as hypothetical. NCBI's taxonomy places the organism in Eukaryota, Fungi, Ascomycota, Eurotiomycetes, Chaetothyriales, Herpotrichiellaceae. The transcript has 4 exons. The coding region runs from base 1 to 2877 and encodes 958 amino acids. The record is from RefSeq and is a predicted model, not a curated record.
AUGGAAGAACGAGCAAAGUACGCCCAACAUGAUGGCCACGAGCAGUCAUACUCUCCUCGGGACUCCCAACCCCAGCUGUUGUCAUUUGCAUAUAUCAGGCAGAUGCAGAGUGGUGCGCCAGCGACUCGGAGGCAGUCGUUUCCAUCUCUCAGACCCUUCUCGACGCCACGAUACCGUGCCAAGUCGCGCUUCCUGGUGUCGACAGCAAGGGCCGAUUGGAAGAAGCUUCCACCAUCAAUCCUCAACCUCGUCCUACAUCAUCUCAGACGUCUCCAUCUGAGCCCAGGGUCUUCGUCGUGUUCAACAUGCUACCUGCGGGAUUUGAGCUCGGUGCAGCUGACGUGCAAGGCAUGGUUUUCUGACGCACAGCGGAUCCUGUAUACCAACAUCCAGAUCAUCGGCCAGGAUGAUCCCUCGAUGCUGCGGAAGUGGAGAGUCUCGCGAGCAGCGCGCCUGGUGCGGCUGCGGUCCACGCUUCGUGCGAGACCACUCCUCGCCGCCCUGGUGAGGACACUCCACGUUCCGGAUCCUCAUAUCCCCAUCUACCUGGCCAGUGGCAGUCCAAACCCCGAGUAUGAUGCGUACCUUUGCACCAUCGCGUCCGUCGUCAUGGAAUGUCCCAACCUGGAAGCCUUGACAGGAUUCGUCGCAUUCUACAACCACACGUUUGACCGGCUGACGCACGCACUGUCGACGCGGACGAAGCUGCGCCAGCAUGUUUGGAUCAUUGCCGAGAAUGACGAUGUCAGUGUACGAAGUCAGACACAAUUGCCCCCGGGUCUUCUGGACGACCACCAGACGUACCAGUUCGAGCUGUACCACUGGCGGUGGAAACGCCUCGAAACACUGCUGCUGUGCUCGCCAGGGAGCCACGGCGUGAUCGAGCACGAGUUAUUCAUUCGCGUCCUCCACUCCUUGCCCGCUUUGCGCCACUUGUGCAUCUCGUCCUUCGACGCCGACGAUUUUCACGACAUGACACUCCUCUCACUCCCGCCGUGGGUCACGGCGCUACGGCUGGAGGAGUGCUUGGGGGUCACCGAUGCCGGCCUGACGCAGUGGGCGGCGAGCCCCAACGCGGCGCAGACCGAGCGGCUGAGCCUGAUUCACCAGGACGUCACGAGCUUACUGACGCUGUCCAAGAUAUUUGCUCGCUUGGGUCGCCUGUGGAAAUUCACCAUAGUGCAAACGGACGUCGUGCCGACCUGGCCUCAAGAGGUGGGAGUUCUGUUUCAGCCAGUCCUCGCCUCGGGGUCUUUGAGAUUUCUCCACUGGGAUAUUCUAUGCCCAUCGCCAGAGUCUCUUGCGGACCACCACAGCGACGCUGCUAAUGCGGAGGAACAGCAGAUGCCGAACGUGCAACUUGCCCUCUCAAUCUCCCACCACGGUUUUCCGACAUUGAGGCACCUGCGCGUCCCUCGAGAUGUCUUCCCGCCUGGUGCUCUGCAGUCAGUUUGCGAAAUGGUGGGUGAUGACGGCAUGCUUCUCGACGAUAGCCCUGGCUACCAUCACCAGUUCUUGACCAGAUCGAACUCCUUACGAGGAGCUCGUCAGCGUGCUCGGCGAAUUGCUCACCAAAUCCGCACGGAGGGACUGGAUUCUGUUCUUCCGCGUGCUCUCCAAUACCCGGCGACGACGAUGCUGCCAACUUGGAGCCACGACGGGCCGGAUUCGUCGCAAGUAGUAAUACUCAAGGACGAAAUAGAAACACCAAUUCCCACCUCGGGGUACAAGGAGCCAGAUACGUCCUAUGCUCACGACCACAGCCGAACCACUCCUGCUCCUGCUCCUGACCAGAGGACCGUCCACCACGAACUGGUGUCGCCGAUUUCUCCAGGGAUUUGGCCCUUUUCGCCGUUGGCACCGGACGACGGUAUCAUCUCCCCAAUUACUGCGGAACGAGAGGAGAGGUGUUGGUACAACAGAAACAACAACGAGGACCCCGACAAGGAAGUAGUGGUAAUACCACCACACACGAGUGUGCCCUUUGAGUGCAUGAGGUAUGGGGGUCCUCCUUGGCAAGCUCCAAGCGAGGAGAAAAGGUGCGUCUGCGAUGAUUGGGCGACAACUCAAAGUGUCGAAGGACGAAGAUGUUGUUCCAUCUCCCCGCCGCCGCGGAGUCCUCUUCGGUCGGCCCUCCGCGCUCCAGGUCCUGUCCCUGGCCCGUCUGUCCGUGGCAGUUUUGGAGACCACAACUGUCGCGAACCACAAUUGCUGGAUCGGAGAGGAUCUCUCGUGGUCCCCACUGGCUCAGCCAGAGUCAGAGCCAGAGCCCGUCAGCAGUCCCAACGUCCCAUCUUCUAUCUGCAGCCAGACAUCGUCGGACGAGACGAGAACGGCGGCCUGAUCGGGUGGGCCGAGCUCCUGGACAUCCGCGAAAAGGCCAAAGUGCCGCCGCGCACGGAUGAGAGACGCAUUGCCAGGUCCGAUGGACGACGUGGCGCUCAGUCAGCCGAAGAUGAUUGCACUGACGACGAUAACGGCCGCGGCCAAUGCCAAGGGAGAAGAACACCGAACAUGUGUACGGGCUCCUGGGGGAAGAACAAGCGAAGCAUUGAUGAUUCCGACGCGGACGGACUGCACCGGCCCAACAAUCUCGGCGCCGAUGCCGUGGUCGCCAAAGUCCUCUCUGCACCGUUCACCGCCGUCAGUGCCACUGCUGCUAGGGAGAAAGGCAGACCGAGGUCGAGGUCGAAAUCCAAAUCUAGGUCCUCCACGUCGAGAUUCAAUCUAUCUCUGGGCCUGCGCGGCUCCAAGGAAGAGACCAUGUCCCACGAGACGACAGGGAGGCAUCAAGAGAAGGAGAAGGAGAAGGAGAAGGAGAAGGAGAAGGAGAAGAAGAAGAAGAAAAAGAAGAAGAAGAGGAUUCGAGACGUGUGA